Molecule: messenger RNA, 798 nt
Organism: Colletotrichum gloeosporioides
Lineage: Eukaryota; Fungi; Ascomycota; Sordariomycetes; Glomerellales; Glomerellaceae
Exons: 3
Coding region: 1-798 (265 amino acids)
Source: RefSeq, a predicted model, not a curated record
AUGGGAGAUCAACCCGAAUCAAGACUGGCCAUUGCCGUCGUUCUCUUAACGCUCCAAGCGCUUCUGAUUGUGUCACAGUACCUCGUCAGUGUGCAAGGUCACCGGAGGCGAAAUUUUCUUCCUGGACCUGCUUUCCUCGAGUCUCUGAUAUUGCUUUUCCCAAUCUUCGUGGCCGUCCUAGGGGUUAUCCUUAUCGCUGUCAUGUUUACCAGCAAAGAUCCGGAAAAUUGCAAGGCCAAGAUUGACGAGCUAUGCAAGGAUGACGAGCGGUGCAAGAUUGACGGGGUAUGCAAGAUUGAUGGCCUGUGCAAGAUUGACGAUGAUAUAGGUGGGCGUGGUAUUCGUUUUGCUGCCUGGGCACAACUUGGAGUCUUGCUCUUCCUGGCACUAAUUGGAAUCUUCCACACCAAAACAACGGGAAUCAAGGAGGUUGCCGCUAGCCUCACCAUUACGCACCUCGCACUGGUCACCGCGCUUCUCGUCAAGCUGAACGAUCUCGAGGCGGCUGACGCCAUCCUCGGCUCGAUGAUACUCGACUCCCAGAACAACGCACUUUCCAUUCCGUUAAUGACGAAGGCAACCUUGGGGGCGCGGUGGCAGGUCUGGACUAUCGUGUCCUGUCAAGCAUUUGGAUUGGCAGUUCUUGGGGUUCUGGUUCACAAAUUCCACCAGAACCACUUCAAAGUCUGUUGCAAGAAAGUUUUGAGCAUCGCUCAGAGUAGUUAUCAGGCUCUCGUGGACACUUAUGCCUUCCACGAGGCGGAGAAGAGCGGCCAAGGUUCUUUCGCAAAGUUUUAA